AGAGGGAGACAGGCUGGAGCUUCAUUGGCGAGAUAGAUAGAGACUGAGAAAGAGAUGGCGAGUGAAAGAGAAGCUCGAAGAAAGAGAAUAAUGGAGAGGGGGUCUGAUCGCCUGGCUUUUAUUACUGGACAACUCUCCUCUCUUCCCAAACAAUCAACAUCAUCAUUACAAUUGUUGUCAUCUCAACAGGAGAAGCAGCCUCAAGUUCUUGGCAAUGGAAAUGAGAGUGCUCAUCAUAUCAAGGAGGUCAAUGAUUUACUUGGAAAAAGAGAUUGUACUGGGGAUGGGGAUGGGGAUGCUCUCACCGCUUCAUUAGGACCUGAUGUGAUAAAAACAGAGCCAUCAAUAGAAAAUGGAGUGGGAGAAAUAGACCCAACAAGAGAAAAUGAAGUGAGAGACACCAACCCAUCAAAAGAAAAUGAAGUGAGAGAAAUUGCUUUUAGAGAUGGCUCGGCCUUCGAGGAGAAAGCAAACCCAUCAAUUUCCACCUCUCAAUAUACAUCUGAUCACAUGGCCAAGAGGAAUCCUUCAAUGAAGCCUCCACUCUCUCACAGAGUUUUCACAGCAAGCCGACUUGAUUUUGCCAUAUCUGCCUCUCAGAACAUUCGACUACUCUGUGCAGCAACCAUAGCUCUUCUGGUUUUAUGCGGUAAUAUUGUAUCUUCUCUCACUACCACUACUUUAAUAGGAAGGGUAAUACUUUCAUGGCCUCUGUAUAACCUAUUGUUAACUGAUGCUACUAUUGUUCUUGGAUUCAUGCUGAUGAACCUUGAGAAAGAAAAGAGAGAUGAAAAGAGAAGGGAAACAGGUCUCGAGGUCAAUUAUGGCUUGGUCGAGAGUUUAGGAAAUGUAUUGGAGUUGGGUUUGGUGAUUCAAAGAGUGACACAAGCAAUAUUUAUGGAUGUCAGUAUCUAUGCAGUUCUUGUAGUUUCUGGGCUAUCUUUGAUCAAAUAUGGGUUGUGAACUUUUGGCUCUCGGAUCCAUGCUGACGAACUUAGAGAGAUAAGAGAUGAAAACGGACAGUCUUAAGUAGAAAAAGCUAUGAGAAGAGAUAUGGAAAUAGAACGAAACUAGUCUUAGAGCUCUGUUAUGGCUUCGCAAAGAGUUCAGGGAGGGAAAUGAGUUUUUGGUGAUUCAGAAAGUGACAACAAGCGAUAUUUAUGGAUUGCUAAACUCUCUUUUAUACUGGUUAGCUUCUGUAAUAUUCAAAAUGAGCGAGUGCCCCCUAUUUUGAGGAUUGCUGCCUUCUUCCCCGUCAUUCCAAGGAGUAGGGACUUCUCGUACUCAGCAAAUUUAGCUCUGGAACCCAUGUAUCAGUGAAUAGUGUGUACUUUUUUUUUCUUCUUUUUUUUCAAUCAUACAAUUAUGUAUUCAUGAAUCAUGAUGGAGACAUUUUUCUUUCAUGAGAA
This is a messenger RNA of Amborella trichopoda, 1409 nucleotides long. RefSeq lists its product as uncharacterized. Lineage: Eukaryota; Viridiplantae; Streptophyta; Magnoliopsida; Amborellales; Amborellaceae. The record is from RefSeq and is a predicted model, not a curated record.